AUGGAAGGAGUGGUCCAAAGGGGGCGUGUCGACACUGAUAUCAUCAAAGCUAACUGGCUAAUGGAGACUGCCUUGACUAGCGAUGCUUUACAAGCCAAGGAGCCCACAGCCGCCACUGGGAGUGGUGGGCCUAUCAAGUACUUGGGCCUUGCAGCUGUCCUGAUAAUAGCCGUGUCUCUGCUACUGCAACUGCUGAGUGGUGGAGGAGGUAACUGUUCUGUAGCCCUCACUGACGGGCACUGGUCACAUGACAGGGGGUGGGUAUCACAUGACUGCAUUCAUCAGGACUACAACAGACAUGACUUGGAGAGCUGCUUCCUGCGGAGGUCAAAGGUUAUCUUUAUCGGAGACGGCAGAGAUCCUAUGAAAUACGCGUUGCUACGGGAUACGAUAACUGACCCCGGAGUGACAAUUGAGAUUGUGAAGCAAUCUGAUUGGUCGCUACCUGCUGUGGAGACACUAUACACUGACCUAGCCGAGGGCGUGUCCAGUGACCCCCCUGUACUUGUAGUGCACACACUACAACCUGACUCACUCGAUAACUGUAGAGAUGAUGCUUCUGGCGUGAUUCGUGCUCAGUUAAAGUUCCUGAAGGUUGUCAAUGGCGACCAGACCCCCUCCAAAGAUCCCACCCCCUCCCUCAUUGCCGUAAUACCCCCUACACAGAGCUUAAUGGGAGAGAAGGAGCUCGCAUGUAAAAACAUUGUCAAGAAGCUAUAUUACAAUGUGACGUCCCCCCUCUACUACCUUGAUGUAGGACCCCCCACGAACACUGAGACCCCCUCCCAAGAUGAUGACAUCAUUUCAAUAGAGAUGAUGCUCACGCUCAAUUUGUUUUGUAACUCUCCCUCCAACGCCACCUGCUGUGUUGCCCCUGAGGCAUCUCUUAUCACUUACCUCUCCACCUGUCUACUGUUCUGUGUGCUGGCGCUGUAUUUAGGGGUGUGGCUGAUAUUUAUCUCCGGAGCUACCUUCGCUCUGACACCCCACCUGGAGUCUCUGUCCUUUGACUUUGAUCGCUUUUUCUCGCUCCUCCACUGUGUGGGUGGUAUAACAGCCAUCUUAUUCUACCUCCUGCUGGCAGACAGAUUGGAUUUCUUUGUUCGAGCGGAUGCCCCCACCUCUCUCCUACUGUUUGUUGUUGCCAUAGUAACUAUAGUGAUUGCCGCCGUGGUUACCAUCAAACCUGCUGAUUCUAAUACAAAUGGUGGAGCGGUGGUGUUAUCACAUGACCAAUGCAACGAAUGGAGGGGAUGGAUGAUUCUUCUGCUCAUUGCAAGUCACUACACCAAAACAGACAAAAUUUUGAUGGUACGGCUAAUGAAUGAGCUCAUAGUGGGCGUGUUCUUAUUCCUGUCUGGCCAUGCCCACUUUCUGUCAUACUGGAACAGCGGAGAGUUGUCAUUGAGAAAAGUUCUCAAGGGCCUACUGCGGACCAACGUCCUCUGCCUGUGUGUGUGCCUCACCCUCGGUAGCUCGUAUGGCGCCUACUACCUGGUGGCUGUGCUCAGUCACUGGUAUCUUUGUGUGACCCUCUUCAAUGCUCUCUGGCCACCCAUCAACCCAACCAAGCUGAAACGUUACACGUCCCCUCGUGUUAUGGUUCUUAUCAAGUUCAUCAUCACCUUCGUCCUAAUAGCCCUCCUAAGAUUCACCAAGGAUUUCUGGUUGAGCGUGUUGUCAUGGGGACCAUUGCAGCUGCUGUUCGAGUCAUUUGACGGAUCAACUGACAAGCUGUUUUAUUCCUAUUACCAACAGAGAUAUACUGCUUUCACUGGGAUGACAUUUGCCUACGCUGCCGUUACCGUGGGAACUACCUUCAAAUCGUCCCUGGCCCAAUACGAGCGACAGUUGAAACUUAUCGGAGGAAUGACGUCAUUGAUAACCCUAGUGGGUUACCUAUUGUUCCUGUACACCUGUGAGAAUGUACAGGAGUGCUCGAGCAUGCAAGCUUACAUCGGAAUAUUACCAAUUCUGGCGUAUGUGUUUCUACGCAAUGGUAGCAUCCUGCACCACUUCAGUAGUGACUUCCUAGUAGAAGCUGGUUCACAUUCACUAUGGCUUUUUGUUAGUCAUUUCCAUAUCCUUAACGCUCUCAAUGGCAAAGGUCUUCUCGUGUUUUUCCCCGGCUAUUAUUACUUGAAUGCAGUGGGUGUGGUCACAGUCUACUUGUAUGUCUUCAUGGUGAUCCGUCUGAGCGCUCGUACGCUCUCUGAUUGGUCGACUGCCAAGGAGAUAGCAAAACACAAUAGCAAGGACGAUGACACUAAUGUUUAGUAUAAUAAUAAUAGCGACAUGUUUUAUAGUUCUAUUUUUGCCCUUACAAACUUACAAUCUUAUAUCGUUUUGUGCAAUCGAUCAGCAAUGAUGAAUUACUAUAAUUAUUAUUAUUAUGUUGUUCAA
This is a messenger RNA of Halichondria panicea, 2403 nucleotides long. RefSeq names its product N-acetylneuraminate 9-O-acetyltransferase-like. NCBI's taxonomy places the organism in Eukaryota, Metazoa, Porifera, Demospongiae, Suberitida, Halichondriidae. Bases 1 to 2277 code for a protein of 758 amino acids. The record is from RefSeq and is a predicted model, not a curated record. The transcript is spliced from 18 exons.